Molecule: messenger RNA, 4132 nt
Organism: Diospyros lotus (date-plum)
Lineage: Eukaryota; Viridiplantae; Streptophyta; Magnoliopsida; Ericales; Ebenaceae
Exons: 35
Coding region: 421-3615 (1064 amino acids)
Biological process (GO): protein export from nucleus
Cellular component (GO): nuclear pore; cytoplasm
Molecular function (GO): nuclear export signal receptor activity
Source: RefSeq, a predicted model, not a curated record
AUAGUCCCAACCCAAUCCAGUUCUGCUUCCCCAAUUUCUCUGUCGCUCUCUCCACGGAAUCUUAGUUGUCCGAGUGGAGAUGAUGCAACAAGGGUUUCCGACCAAUGGAACCCUCGACUUGCCUCAGCUUCAGGCCAUCAUGCGAACAAUCGAACUGGCUUGCUCUACCAUUCAGGAGCAAAAUGGGGAAUUACUAAUCUUCAGACGCAUGCCAACCCAGCAGCAGCCGAGGCAACUUUUUCAUCACUAUGUCAGUCUCCUCGUCCGUACCAGGCCUGCCAGUUCAUUCUUGAGAAUUCUCUGGUACCAAUUGCAAGAUUUCAGGCGGCUGCAGCAAUUCAAGAUGCCGCUGUUAGAGAAUGGGUGUUUCUUACACCUGAUGAAAAGAAAAGCUUGAUUAGUUUCUGUUUGUGCUUCGUUAUGCAACAUGCUAGUUCACCAGAAGGCUAUGUACAAGCAAAAGUUUCUUCAGUGGCUGCUCAGUUGAUGAAAAGAGGCUGGCUAGAUUUCACAGCUGCUGAGAAGGAGGCUUUCCUAUAUCAGGUUAAACAGGCUGUUAGUGGAGGCCAUAGCCUGGAUGUGCAAUAUCGUGGCAUUAAUUUCCUGGAAUCAUUGGUAUCGGAAUUUUCACCCUCUACUUCAACUGCAAUGGGCCUUCCUAGGGAGUUUCAUGAGCAGUGUCGAGAUUCAUUAGAGCAGGAUUAUUUGAAGGCUUUCUACUGUUGGUCUCAAGAUGCAGCUCUUAGUGUCACUGAUAAAAUUGUGAAAUCUGAUUCUGCUAUUUCUGAGGCCAAUGUAUGUGCGGCAGCCAUGAGAUUUAUGCUACAAAUCCUGAACUGGGACUUCCACCUCAAUACGGAAGAGGCUAAGGGCGCCAAAGAGGGCAUAAAUGUUUUUCUAGUAGAUGUUAAAUAUGAGGGUGCCAAGAGGUCUGAUUGCAUCUUGGUGCAGCCUGGUCCUUCUUGGAGGGAUGUUCUAAUAACAAGCGGCCACAUUGAGUGGCUUUUGAGCUUGUAUGCUGCAGUUAGACACAAAUGCCCAAGUGACAGUUACUGGCUUGAUUGUCCUAUUGCAGUCUCUGCUCGGAAACUUAUUGUACAAUUCUGCUCGUUGACAGGAUAUGUAUUUCCAUCUGAUAAUGGACAAAUGCAAGAACGGCACCUUCUGCAAUUGCUAUCUGGAAUUAUAGAGUGGAUUAGUCCUCCUGAUGUGGUUUCAAAAGCGAUUGAAUGUGGAAAAAGUGAAAGUGAGAUGCUUGAUGGUUGCCGUGCACUCUUAGCCAUAACUACUGUAACAACACCCCUUGUGUUUGACAAACUCUUGAAAUCUGUAAGCCCAAUUGGUACUAUUAGCUUGUUGUCGUCCUUGAUGUGUGAAGUUAUUAAAGUCCUUAUGGCUAACUACAGCGAAGAGGAGACAUGGAGUUGGGUGGCACGUGAUAUCUUGUUAGAUACUUGGACUUCACUUCUAGUGCCAAUGGAUAACACUGGACAGAUCACGAUACUUCCACUAGAAGGGAUUGGUGCUGCAGCUAAUUUAUUUGUGUUGAUUGUAGAAUGUGAACUAAAUGUGGCUUCUGCAUCAGCAACCACUUAUGAGAGUGAAUCCGAAUACCUGCAGUCUUCUAUUGCUACCAUGGAUGAAAGGUUGAGCUCUUAUGCACUUAUUGGGAGAGCAGCUAUUGAUGUUGCAAUUCCUUUACUCACGCGAUUAUUUUCUGAGCGAUUUGCAAGGCUUCAUCAGGGAAGAGGCACAAAUGAUCCCUCUCAAACUCUGGAAGAGCUAUAUUCACUACUGCUUUUAACUGGGCAUCUUCUUGCUGAUGAAGGGGAAGGAGAAAUGCCCAUGGUCCCGAAGGCUAUCCAAACUCGUUUUAUGGAUUUCCUGGAAAUGGAUAAACAUCCUGUCGUUGUACUUUCUGGCUCAAUUAUAAGAUUUGCUCAAGAAAGUUUAGACGAAGCCAUGAGAGUGUCAUUUUUUAGUCCUCGGCUUAUGGAGGCAAUUAUAUGGUUCAUUGCUAGAUGGUCUUGUACUUAUCUAAUGCCAUCUGAAGAAACUACAAGAAGUGGAGACGUCUAUACAUCAAAAGGUGAAGAAAAUCCUCGAAAACAUUGGCUUACCUUCUUUGGAGAGGGUAGCCAGGGUAAAGUUGUGCUCGAUGUUGUUGUUCGAAUCUCCAAUAUGACACUUGUAAAUUACCCUGGGGAGAAGGAUUUACAGGAAAUUACUUGUUACCAACUACUUCAUGGACUAGUUCGGAGAAAGAACAUUUGUGUACACCUUGUGGAAUUGGAUUCAUGGCGUGUCUUAGCAAAUGCUUUUGCGAAUCAAAGAACUUUGUUUUCACUAAAUGCAACUCACCAGCGUUCAUUGGCUCAAUCCCUCACUCUUUCAGCUUCUGGCAUGAAAAAUGCUAAGGCAGCAAAUCAGUAUGUACAAGACCUCAUGAGUAAUAUGACAGCAUAUCUAGUGGAAAUGUCCACCAAGAAUGAUCUCAAGAGUGUUGCCCAGCAGCCAGAUGUUAUACUCUCAGUAAGUUGCUUGUUAGAGCGGCUACGUGGAGCAGCCUGUGCCUCAGAACCUAGAACGCAAAAAGCAAUUUAUCAGAUGGGAUUCUCUGUAAUGAAUGCUGUUCUUAUUUUUCUUGAAGUUUACAAGCAUGAGUCUGCAGUUGUCUAUCUGUUACUUAAAUUUGUUGUUGACUGGGUGGAUGGGCAAAUUAUCUAUCUGGAGUCUCAAGAAACCGCCAUUGUUAUCAACUUCUGUAUGCGUUUGCUUCAGCUUUACUCUUCUCAUAAUAUUGGCAAGAUAUCACUUAGCCUCUCUAGCAGCUUACAAAGUGAAGCUAAAACAGAGCAAUAUAAAGAUUUGCGUGCUCUUCUGCAACUCCUUUCAAGUGUCUGCUCAAAGGAUCUGAUUGACUUCUCAUCGGAUUCCAUUGAAACACAGGGCACAAACAUUUCUCAGGUGGUGUAUUUGGGUCUUCAUAUUGUUACGCCACUUAUUUCUUUGGAUCUGCUGAAAUACCCAAAGCUUUGCUAUGAUUACUUUUCACUGGUAUCGCAUAUGCUGGAGGUCUACCCUGAAAUGGUUUCAGAACUAAGUAGUGAAGCCUUUGGUCAUAUACUUGGAACAAUCGAUUUUGGCCUUCACCACCAGGACACAGAAAUUGUUGACAUGUGUCUGAGAGCUUUGAAAGCACUAGCGUCCUACCACUACAAGGAGACGCAUGCUGGUAAAGUCGGAUUAGGAUCACAGGCCACAGUCUAUAAAGACACUAAUGGAAGAUUGCAGGAGGGGAUUUUAAGCAGAUUCCUCCGUUUGCUACUGCAGUUUCUCCUAUUCGAGGAUUACAGCACUGACCUAAUCAGCGCUGCAGCUGAUGCUAUCCUUCCAUUGAUCCUUUGUGACCAAACCCUUUACCAGAGGUUGGGCAAUGAGCUAAUAGAAAGGCAGACAAACCAAACAUUCAGAUCAAGGUUGGCAAAUGCAUUGCAGUCUCUCACAAGUUCGAACAACCUUUCUGCUGCACUUGAUCGCUCAAAUUACCAAAAGUUCAGAAAGAAUCUUCAUAAUUUUCUUAUUGAAGUUAGAGGAUUUCUGCGGACAAUGUGAUAUGCAGACAUUUUUUUAAAAAUUUGCAACGGUUACUUGAUGAUUGUUGCAUUCUUUUCACUAGAUAAAGCAAUUGGGGGAUCUAUAAGAAUGAUACGGCGCCAGGCAACAGCGUCAUAUUUGGCUUCCAUUUGUUUCAAUUUCACCAUGGAAUGUAUUCCACAGCAGCAACAGCAGGAGAUGAAUUUUGGUUGGUUUUUGGUAGCAUGCUUGCUGAGAAACUUCUGCCUCCUCCCAUGCACCCCUUCUCUCAACACCCACCCCCACAAACACACAAUGAUGAAACCUGUGUAAGUAAAUCUCUUCCGUGAGGAAAGUUUUGUGUCAAAUGUUGUCGAGUGUAAACUAGGAAAGGAGACAAAGAAAGCAGAGAGCCAAUGUAUUUAGUUGAAGAUGGGGACGUUCUUAGUCCUAUGAGCGAGAUGGUUUGUGGCAAUAUUUGGAUGCUGUGAGGUGCCUAAUUCAACUGCUGUAAAUGUAAUAAUAAUAAUAAUAACAUAAAAUUGGUGCACUGUUA